Coregonus clupeaformis (lake whitefish) is the source of this 739-nucleotide messenger RNA. RefSeq lists its product as uncharacterized. The coding region runs from base 98 to 739 and encodes 213 amino acids. NCBI's taxonomy places the organism in Eukaryota, Metazoa, Chordata, Actinopteri, Salmoniformes, Salmonidae. The record is from RefSeq and is a predicted model, not a curated record. The transcript is spliced from 2 exons.
CUUGGACUCUCUCUUCGCUUCUGACUCCAUCUGGGAUGACAAAGACGAUGACCUAUUGUGCCAAGCAUGUGAUAACCUGGAAAGCCAGGUACAGAGCAUGGAGGACCCUGUUAUCACACACUCCCAUUCCCUGCCCAGUAAUCAGACAGAAAGCCAGAAGUUUGUCCCUGUCUCUGCACCUUUGAAUAGCAGCAGAUACAAUGUAAAUCAAACGACCGAGACCACACAAUUCAAAUAUCCCAACAUUUCAGUUUAUUCACAAUCGGCCCCUGGGAACGGUAACACUUUCACCCACUCUCCCCAUAACAACAAAGUACCUGUUACUGUGGUCUCUGGUUCUAACAGACCGAGUUACAAUGCUUCAGCUGGAAAUGCUAUCGCUAACUCCACGUAUAGGCAACAGAACCCUGCAGCAGGAGAAGGGCCAUACAAAAGUACUCGGGUCAAAAGCACUUGUGUAGCUGGGAGCACAGCUAAUCAACAAGGCACUGGGAGUGGAGCGCGGCCGUCGUCAUUCCCGUCACCUGUAAAUGUGACUGAAACCUCCACUCAGUUCACCUUUAAGAGACAGUCUGGCUGCGCGUCCAACCCUGUCAUCACUGUGACCAACAAAGCUUUCGCUUCGACCGCAGCAGCUGGGAAAUGUUCUGUGGUGGAGAUUGAACUGAAGAAACAGCAGGCCAUGGAGAGGAGACGGCAACGGAUGCAGACUGCCCACAACCUAAGGACUCCAACCUGA